Molecule: messenger RNA, 711 nt
Organism: Penicillium coprophilum
Lineage: Eukaryota; Fungi; Ascomycota; Eurotiomycetes; Eurotiales; Aspergillaceae
Exons: 1
Coding region: 1-711 (236 amino acids)
Source: RefSeq, a predicted model, not a curated record
AUGGCUCCCAAGUACCCCAGGUUUGAGCCACAGGGGGAUAGUUUACGACGAUGGAUGGAGCGUACCGAUGAGCCCGGGUGCCCCAUUUCUAAGACUACGCUUACAAUCUCAAACAUGGAUCAUGGCCUCUGGUAUGUCCUUUCCAACCCAGAGUUCCUUACAGACAAUUGGAAGCCGUGGGCUGAUAUGUUUGGCCUCACAGUUGAUGAUCCAGAAAUUACCCAGGAACCUGUUUAUCGAUUUCAAUCGGUUCUGAAAACCAAGGGCGAGCCUACAUUUUGGAUUGGGCGAACUGGACCAGGUGUGAUAUUCAUUGAUAAUAUCAGGAGAGCACAGGACCCCGCGAAUUUCUACAUGUCCGAAUUUGCUAAGGCUUUCUAUGAGUCGCAUUUCCCCUUGGAAAGCCUGAAGUAUGUUUUUGUUACCACUGUUAUUCAAGAGGAAACCGUGCCCUUUCUUCGGGAUCAUAUUUACCAGUCCCGGGAGGGGCUUGGGUUUCCGCCCAAGGAGCCGCAAACUUGGGAGUCGCCUUCGCCGGAAUUUUGCGGUAUUCUGGGUACUCCCAUUGGUAAAGUUAUCGCAGCCCUUGUCUUGUGUGCAUAUGGUCAGGGUGUCAAGCGGAUUCAACGCAUUGUGACAUUUCAUACCGGCGAAGACCGGUGGGAAUAUAACCUUCGAUUUGAUAUUGAAGAUGUCAGCAUCACUCAUUAG